Messenger RNA from Talpa occidentalis (Iberian mole), 936 nucleotides. Its product is annotated as olfactory receptor 13A1-like. The coding region runs from base 4 to 936 and encodes 310 amino acids. Gene Ontology annotation, biological process: G protein-coupled receptor signaling pathway. The transcript has a single exon. The record is from RefSeq and is a predicted model, not a curated record. NCBI's taxonomy places the organism in Eukaryota, Metazoa, Chordata, Mammalia, Eulipotyphla, Talpidae. Gene Ontology annotation, cellular component: membrane. Gene Ontology annotation, molecular function: olfactory receptor activity; G protein-coupled receptor activity.
GCCAUGAGCAACCAGUCUCUGGUGACGGAGUUCAUCCUGCGGGGCUUCUCCGUGCCGCCCCCACUGCAGACCCUCCUCUUCGUUCUCUUCCUCUCCCUCUACACCGUGGCUCUCUGCGGCAACUCCCUCAUCGUGGCGGCCAUCGCUGCCAGCGCGGGGCUCCACACCCCCAUGUACUUCUUCCUGGUCAACUUGGCUGUCUUUGACGUCAUCUGUGCGUGCACGGUGGUGCCCAAGCUGCUGGCGAUCCUGGUGGCAGAGAAGAGAAGCAUCUCCUACUGGGGCUGCAUGGUCCAGAUGUACUUCCUGUCCUGGUCAGUGGCGGGGGAGGUCCUGCUCUUCACGGCCAUGGCCUACGACCGCUACGUGGCCAUCUGCCAGCCGCUGCACUACAGCUCCAUGAUGAGCCCCAGGGUGUGCGUGGGGCUGGCCGGGGCCGUGUGGGGCAUCAGUGUGUUCGGUGCCGGGGUCAACGCCUGCCUGGUGCUGCGCUUGACCUUCUGUGGGCCCAACGUGGUGGACCACUUCUUCUGCGAGAUCCCCCCUGUGCUGCUGCUUUCCUGCUCCCCCACGUACCUGAACGACAUCAUGUCACUCAUGGCUGACAUCUUCUUCGCGGUGUUGAAUUUCGCGUUCACCGUGGUGUCCUAUGGUGUCAUCAUCUCCUCCAUCCUGAAGAUCCGCACGGCCGAGGGCAAGCGGCGCGCCUUCUCCACCUGCUCCUCCCACCUCCUCGCGGUCACCUUGUACUACUCCACCAUCAUCUACACCUACCUGAGCCCCGGCUCCAGCUACUCCCCCGAGACUGGCAAGGUGGUGGCUGUGCUUUACUCCUCCGUGAGCCCCAGCUUGAACCCGCUCAUCUACACGCUGAGGAACAAGGACUUCAAGGCCGCCCUCAAGAAAGUCUUGACAUUUUUAGCAGAAAAACUGUAA